UUGAGUCGGUCGAAAACUUUUGCGGUAGCCUCUGAAACAGUAUCAGUUGAUGGCGAGAAUUUCAGUCCAGAAGAUGAUCCGGUACAGCUGGAAUUCUUGAUGGGGCCGCUGUGUCCAGUGGAGGUACUUACGCAAAGAAAUAGUGACAUGUUUGACUUGGAAAGUGAAUGGCUUCUCCAUCUAUUACAAGCCGUCUUGACCAAGAUCCGCGACGAAGGGUCUAUCGGCUCCUUACCCGUUGAAGGUGUUCCUGUGGGACGUGGUGACACAGUCCCAUCAACUUCUCUUCUAAUAUUUGCAAUGGCCCUUAUGGCGCAGUUAUAUCCAGCGAAUCUUUAUCCUACGGUAGUUCAGCUGAUUGCCAUGGUUGAUUGGAAAGCGAGCAUAAUAGAGAUCAACGAUCACAAUUACAGACAAUUCCUACUAUUUCGGCUUAUUUUCGUGCUGCUCCUAAAAUGUGGAGAGCAUCUGGAGAAUAGAAAGAAGAACGAAAAGGAAACUGAAGAUAAACGAGCCAGUUCGAGUACCACCAUGCUACCAGAUGUAGACACAGUAUCACCAUCAAGUUCUGUGCCGUCGGUCUCAGUGGAAUUCGGGGCAUCAGCGGAUGGCUCAAGGGAAGCCACUCCUGUAAGUUCGGAGGAUCGGAUAACGACAAAACGUCGCAGUACAGAGAAACUGCUUGGACAGAUCGUGAAUCAGCUUUGCAAUGCUGGUGCGCUAGAGUUCUGUCGUGAUUUGCUGGAAAGUGUUGCUAGUUAUUGGCGUACAGCAAGAGAACACAGAGCAGCACCCAGAGCCUGGUCACGCGACGGUGGGGCGAGCUCGAGCGAGUCUUCUGUAUCAGGGAUAUCAAGCGGAGCAACAGGGGUUAUGGAUGCCCGCGAACACUACUACACAAUGAUUACUGAUGUUGCAUUGCGAUUACCUUGUCAGAUGAGGCGAAUUCUGAGCGAUGUGAAGUUUGACGAAAGAUGGCAGCGAAUCCUUUGCGAGCUGGUCUCCUAUCAACACGCUCCACAACUCCGCAGGCAGAGCAAAAAGGUUCUGCUGGCGAUGUUUAAUGGAGACAAGCAGAAGUAUCGUGAAGUACGCGAUCAGCAUAUGAUGCGAGCACAUAUUGAGCUGCUGAAGAAGAAAUACACCCAGAGCAGUAAUUUCAACCAUCAGCAACUCACCGAAAUGGUCGACAUAGUGAGUGCAGUUGCCGUGACUGCGAAUCAGCGAACAGCGUUGUGGAGGAGCAUUUGCGAAGAGCAGGUUUGUCUAGCUCGACAAUUUUUUUCAUCUAAACUGGCUGCUGCAAUUAGCAUGUCGGGUAGCCGAUGCUGUCUCGUGCAGUGUGGUGGACCUGUUGGUAUCAGCAAUUCGCGAAACACCUGGACGACAGGGGUGAAAAACAUCCUUUGGCGUGUAACAAGGUGCUUGCACCUUGUCUAUGGGAGGAUAAUAUAUGACGAGAAGAAUCGAUGUCUCUUGAUGAUGUUGCUUGUGCGUUAUUUGAUCGGACGCGAUGAAAACCGGAGAUGGCUAAUGCAUGGUUUACUGAGAUCAACAAUUCAAUUAGCCAGCCGUCAGAAUCAGAUGACGUUGCUACGGAUUUUGUGGAAUGAUCUAUGGCCACUUGCGAGAGGUCUUGGGGAUCAUGCCGCGCAGUUGGCAGAUAUACUGUCCACCUAUGCCUCACGUCUAUUUAGUUCGUCAGAGAUGCAGGCAGUAUGCGAUGCUGAGCUUGAAGCGAUAAGUUCAACAGUUGCCAGGAUUGAAAAGGAAGGGCACGCUGGCUGGUAUCGUCAAAUGACCGGACUUGGAUUAGGAUGGAAAACUAUGCUUAUGGACACUAGUCCAUGUCUCGUCUGCUUUUCUAGGAAGGACGUCGCAGAGACUAUAAAGUUGAAUUCGAUUAAGCAAGAAGCACGUUUCUCUGCAAAUGCGAUGAUGCUGAAGUUGACUUGCCACUAUGAAAUCAGCAAAGUGAUAAUCAAACUAACGGACGUGAAGCGCAAUAAGAUGAUCAAACGGGUUAAUCUGUUUUACUGUCCAAAGACAGUGGAGUCGGCCGUUGAGUUGAAAACAUGUCCAGAGCUAUGGCAACGCGCAUCAACAUGCAGCUUCUCUGAACUGACUGAGAGUCGCCAGAACCAGGAACUCCACUGUCCGCGAUGUUCUUCGGUUGUACAGCCAAAUCCAGGUCUAUGCGAACACUGCGGUGAGAAUGUUUUCCAAUGUGUGAAAUGUCGUGCCAUCAAUUACGAUGAGAAGGUCGUUUUAGAGGACCCGUUCCUGUGCCAGUCGUGUGGUUUCUGUAAAUACGCUCGCAUGGAUAUUUCAUUAGUCUGUCGACCAUUACCAGGAGUCCAGCCAAUAACUACGGAUGCUGAGCGAGCGGCAUGUGUGGAGUCAAUGGCUCGUCUGCUUUGUGAAAUGGAACAAACUCGUGCUCAGUUGGCAGCAGGUCGAGCCCUCAGCGAGUCCUUGUGGCUUCAAUCUCGUCCACUACCACCUAUAAGCUUCCAUGUCGAAAGUCCCGAUGCGGCAAACGCACUCAUUGCCGCUCUUCCUCCGAUUAAUCACCAACAGCCUGCAAUCCAUGCCCUGCUGAUGACUACAACUCACUGCAAAGCACUGCAUGAAGAGUUAUGCAUGCAAACACAGCAACUAAUCGCUUUCCGCGAAGAAUUGCGUGGUUAUGACCGUAGCGUUAAAACGGCACCACUUCUGCAUCAAGCCAUCAAUCAGGGAUUUUACAAUGCAAGCUCAAAUUGUUUCGGAUGUUUGCGAGCCAGUAUCUUACACUCGCUGGCUAUUCUACAGAGCUCUUGUGAUGACGUGACGUGCCUAGAACGACUACUGGAUUCUGAUAUAGUCUUUGGUACCCUAGUCGACCUGUCCAACAAGUAUGAGCCCAUCAAAGAAGAAAUCGAAAUGUUGCUCUGUCGUUUGUCACUCGAAAAUGAAAAGGGAACAGAGAAGUUGUGUGAGCUGGUUAUGUCUGGAAAGAUCAGCGGAACUGUACUUGCCCGUUCGCUGAACACUUUCCCAGAUUCGCUGUGGCAGCAGAAGUUCCGUGGGUUGCUGAAGGUAAUUUAUUAUCGAAUAGACUACUUGUUGUGUGAGCUGGUUAUGUCUGGAAAGAUCAGCGGAACUGUACUUGCCCGUUCGCUGAACACUUUCCCAGAUUCGCUGUGGCAGCAGAAGUUCCGUGGGUUGCUGAAGAGCGCAAUGAAGUUCAAUGAUCAUGACACGACGUUGGCGGCCCUGACAAUCAUUGACAAGUGCUUGGUGGAUGCGAAACCGACCAGAAAGAGAAUCUAUCGCAAGCUGCAACAAAGAAGACGUGGGAUUUCCGGUGAAGUAUCCCAGGUGACUGACAAAAGGUUCAAAGAUAAGGGUAGUUUUAUAAAUUGGCCGUUAUUUUUCAAGAACCUCCUUGAACGUCGUCGUAUAAAAAUUGCUAAUCAUGACUUCGGCGAAUGUGCAUCGUUUGGUGAUUGGCUGUCCGGAAAGCUGGAUUACAAUAACAGCUCUUGUCAAGCCCCACCAACUAAAAAACCGAGAAUGCGAGGAGACUGUGCCCCGGACACUAGCAAGGAACACGAUGCAUGGCUAUGGCGCUGUUUGUUCUCGCCAUGGAUAGCAGUUCGAGCAGCUGCGGCGAGAAUCAUCGUGGCUGUAGCCGCUCAACCAGGACACCUUGGUGCAGCGGUCUCUGUACUGCUGCGUGGUCUUCCGAUGGCAUCGGUAGCUCCGCCGGCAAUGACUGACCAUUUCUUCCGCGCCGCUCAUGCCAUCAUAGGAGGCGGACCAAGCAUAAAGGCUCGCCUCUAUUCUGAAGGACUUCAUGUGUGGUUAAUUAAGGUGAUUUACAAGGAAUGCAAACGCAUGCAUGAAGAAGAACAGCAGGAGACGAGUACGGACCAUUCGUUUGGUACGCUAUUGCGUAGUUAUGUUGAACUUCUAUGUCUACUGCUCACCGGCAGUGGUGUAGACGCGUUGAAGUUGAAAGCUGCAAGAGAUCACAUCCUUGUGCCGCUGUUCCAGUCGACGAUAUUCUUGAAAAGGGUGCUUCUGAGAAGAACGCGAGCUGUAGAGGCUUCUCGUUGUUCACUCGAACGUCUCCUGCGCCGCAUUUCGUCCAAAGAUCCACUAAUGUUGAUGCGUGCAGCUGUGCAGUCAUUGGAUGCCAUAGAUGAUUUGAACACUCAGAUAAUAAAUAAUUUCUGUCCCCAAGACCGCUUUCACACCUUAUCCCACCCACUUGCUUGUGUGCCUUUCGUAGCUCAGAGAGCGCCGUGGAUAUCGCCUCGUUCGGCUGAUCCUCACCGCGACUGUAUAAGCCGCACGCACAUAUUGUGUCAGUCAUUUUGGAUGUUCUCAACCCAGAACAAAAGGAAGAGGAAGAUUUUUCAUAUACAAAUUGAGAAAGAUCCUGCACAGGAAGACUUCCUCCAGGGAAGGAUGACCGGCAAUCCAUACAAGUCUACGGAUGUCGGUCUCGGCCCGCUUAUGCGAGACAUAAAGAAUAAGAUCUGCCGUGAUACUGAGAUGAUCGCUCUUAUGGAAGAUGACAAUGGAAUGGAGCUUCUGGUGAACAAUCAGAUCAUUUCGUUGUCUCUGCCAGUACGAGCCGUCUAUGACAAGUUAUGGAAGAAAGCGAAUCCCGGACAACCGAUGGUGAUCGUUUAUAGAAUGCGUGGUUUGCUUGGAGAUGCAGUAGAGACGUUUGUGUCCACACUUGGUGAAGCUGACGGAGGCGAGGCAGAAGAGGACGAGACACUAUCGUCACUAACUGGUGCUUUGUCACAGUGUGGUGGCUUAACGCGGGCGCUACGGUUGAUUGGCUUGGCUGAUACCGGAAGUGCUGGCAGGUUCCUCCUUGGUCAACUACGAAAACUCUUCGAACGUUGUGUGAAAACAGAACAAGGACGAGUGGACCUAGUAUCGUCGGGUGCUAUCAAUGCCUUCAUGAAGGUGCUACACUCGUGCGUGUCCCUUCGCUCUACGGAUGAAGGCGUUCUCCAAAUAGGUCUUGAAUAUCUUCAAAUGAUUUCUGCCAUAGUGAAUGAUCCAGCUGUGCAUCCGAUCUUGACCGGUAUUUCCAAGGAAGACGCUGAAUGGCUUUUGUCGUUUGUAAUGGCACGUCCUGAUUCCGGUUCCGAAAGCGUGAACAAGUUCUGUGCUCAAGUUUCACGAGUCAUCGGUAACCUCGUUGUGGGUAACGAGGAAGCUGAGAAAGCUCUCAUUGCCAUGUACAUCUCAAAACGUGCCAGUGGAAAGAAAUUGACGAGACAAAAACAGUCUCCUCGUCUUGCAUUUGCUACCCGUGCCUGUACGAACAAAAAUGGAGAUUUCAGUGAUGUCUCACUUCGAAGUGAGCGUGUGGUAGCUGUUGGUAGACUGUGUGAAGUGACUGCGGGAAUUCUCAACAGUGCCGAAGCCGCAAAGCUGAAACAGCUGAUUUUGGAUAGCGGUGUUCUGUCUAAAGCAUGCUCACAUCUUGUGUCAAAUCAUCCGCCACUCUAUUCGGCUACUGAAUCUCAAGAAUGGAAAGCGUUCCUCCUCCGGCCGUCCUUGAAAUUGAUGCUGUCGUUCAUGCAUGGAAUGGCGAGAUCACAUGAAGCAAGUCAACGAGCUCUGGCCGAGAAAACGUUGCACAUACUUCCACCGUUUAGAGCAGGUGGCUUUCUGGACAAUUCCAUAGGCACCAUGGCUGAGAAUGUUGUUGAAGCACUCAAAGAGAAUACUGAGGUAGUGUUUCACUCGUGUCUUCUAGCUAUCUUGGAAAGCUUGUCUUCAAGCUCUCUUUAA
Molecule: messenger RNA, 5808 nt
Organism: Cooperia oncophora
Lineage: Eukaryota; Metazoa; Nematoda; Chromadorea; Rhabditida; Trichostrongylidae
Source: the annotation of a GenBank genome assembly